UCAACUGAUUAAAAUGAAGUCAAUCCUGGCUGUACUGAAUUGCAUCUUCAUCAUGAUUUCAUAUGCUGAGUGUCAGACUCCGGUUCUAUCACCCUCUACUCUUUCAGUUCCUACUAAACAAAAAGCAACAUUUAUUUGUAAUGUUGGGGUAAAAAAUGCUCAUCUUACAUGUUUGCUGAGGCAGAUUCCCGGAGAAGCUCCAAAACUCAUUGUAUGUGACCAUUCUUCAUACACAGCUCCACAGUUUGGACCUGGAAUGUCGUCUGCACAUUAUGAUUUUUCAAAGAACAGUGCUUGGACUGAGUAUACCCUGUCUAUAAAAAAUGUGGAUAUUGGAGACACAGCUCUUUAUCAUUGUGUCAAGUAUUAUGAUGGUCCUGGAUACCACUUUAUCUUCGUUGGGUUUUUACCACAUGUGCUUUACAUACCUAAACUAAUUAAAAUGUUGAUCCUUGCUGUACUGAAUUGCAUCUUAAUUUCAUAUGCUGAGUGUCAGACUCCAGGUCUAUCACCCUCUACUCUUUCAGUUCCUACUACUCAAAAAGCAACAUUAAUUUGCAAUGUUGGAGUAAAAGAUCUGCACCCUACAUGUUUGCUGAGGCAGAUUCCCGGAGAAGCUCCAAAGCUCAUUGUAUGUGACCGUUCUUCGUUCACAUCUCCACAGUUUGGACCUGGAAUGUCAUCCACACAUUAUGAUUUUUCAAAGAACAGUGCUUGGACUGAGUAUACAUUGUCUAUAAAAAAUGUGGAUAUUGGAGACACAGCUCUUUAUCAUUGUGUCAAGUAUUAUGAUGGCCCUGGAUACCACUGUAAUAAAUAG
Bombina bombina (fire-bellied toad) is the source of this 820-nucleotide messenger RNA. RefSeq lists its product as uncharacterized. The coding region runs from base 14 to 820 and encodes 268 amino acids. The record is from RefSeq and is a predicted model, not a curated record. The transcript is spliced from 4 exons. NCBI's taxonomy places the organism in Eukaryota, Metazoa, Chordata, Amphibia, Anura, Bombinatoridae.